UAUAGCCUACGUGCAGAACUCUUACAAGAAAAUGAUGAUGUUACAGAAGCCUCUUGAUGCUACAGUAUUUAUGUGAUGUUGUGUAACAAUGAAGUUGAUACCUGUGGAAUAUGGGCAGCGUGGUAGCAUCUUACGUAGAUGAGAAAGAGAUGAGGGGAUCAUGUGGCCUCAUUGCUCCAAAACCCAUAUUUUGUGCUUCUUUCUGGCACUGUUGGUUAUUUUGGCAUUUGUCCACAACUUUUAUCAACUAGAGAAUCUCAAUACCACAGGUUUAAAGUGGUUGGUACAAGAGAAUGAAUCACAACCCUCAUUGCCUACAACUAGAACACGCAGAAAGCUGUACUGUGGUUAUGAGCAUCAGGUUUUGUCCAAGAUUGAACAAGAGGAAGAAGAAUCUUUAUUUGUUGCUCUACAGUGGCCCAAACCUCCUGAGAACAAAGUCCCCUUUGUAAGGAGUACUGACCCUUUACAUAGCAACUUUAUGAUACUAAAUAAUCAUGCAAAUUUCAAUGUUGGUGAUCAGCUGGAGGUGCUUGUCCAUAUGAAGGAUUAUGAAGGAAACUCAAAGCAAUAUGGUGGCGACUACCUUCAGUCAAGAAUUCAUUCUGCAGAUCUGAGAGCAGGAGCCAUUGGAAGAACUGUAGAUUAUCAGAAUGGAUCAUACAGAAUUGUUUUCACUUUACUUUGGCCAGGGGAGGUCACAGUAUCUGUGUCCUUGGUUCAUCCUAGUGAAGGAAUCCAACUCCUUCAACGUUUACAGGAAGAAAACCCAGACAGGGCCUAUUUUAAAAGCUUAUUCAAAUCAGGAAGGAUUUCAGAAGUUACUAUAUGCAAUGUGUGUUUGCCUGGAGACAUGCCAGUCUGUAACUUUACAGAUAGCUAUACUGGAGAACCAUGGUUUUGUUAUAAGCCAAGAAGACUCUCCUGUGCUACUAGAAUCAACCAUUUUAAAGGGGGAUAUAAAAAAGGCCUUUUAACUUCAGAAGAGAGUAACUUUUUUCAAAGUGGUGUAAAUAUAAAAAUGCCAAUACCUUCCGUCGGGCCUGAUACCGUGAUUGUAAGACCUUUGGGGCAUGCAGAAAUGGACAGUCUAGAAAGAUCUCACAGCUCUGAUGUAUUUCCUUCUGGUUAUUAUUAUCAAGAUGAAUGGCAACAAAGGACUCAGUUGAUUCGACAUUUUAAUAAGUCAUCAGAUAUUACUGAAUGUUUACAGGGAAAAUUUAUUUACUUGUUUGGAGACUCUACAAUCAGACAGUGGUUUGAAUAUCUGACAGCAUUUGUUCCAGAUCUUGUGGAAAUAAACCUGGGAAGUCCUAAGAAAGUUGGUCCUCUCAUGGCUGUGGACUUAAGGCAUAACAUCUUACUAAAUUUUCGUUGCCAUGGCCCUCCCAUUCGUUUUUUCACAGUUUUUAGCAGUGAGCUGCAUUAUAUUGCCAAUGAAUUGAAUCGUAUUGUUGGUGGGAAGAACACUGUGAUAGCCAUAACUAUUUGGUCUCACCUUAGCACUUUUCCUAUAGAAGUGUACAUCAGGAGAUUGAGAAAUAUUCGCAGGGCAGUUGUUCGGCUAUUGGAUAGGAGCCCAAAAACUUAUAUAAUUAUCAAAACUGCCAAUGUUCAAGAACUUGACCCAGAAGUUAGCCUUUUCAACAGUGACUGGUAUUCCUAUCAGCUUGACACAAUAAUGAGGAAGAUGUUCUCAGGAAUUGGGGUGUACUUUGUGGAUGCUUGGGAGAUGUCACUGGCUCACCAUUUGCCACAUAAAUUACAUCCACAAGAUGUUAUUGUCAAAAAUCAGUUAGAUGCUUUCUUGUCUUUUAUAUGCCCACUGGAAACACAUUACAGUUUCUUAACUGGUAUACAUAAUCAAAUAUGGUCUAUAUUGGUAUAAUUCAGCAUUCUGCACUUGUAAAUGAAACAUUGCUGAUUUAUUGUCAUAAUUUGCAUCUCAUCUAAUCAACUUGCACAAUAGCAUGCACAUUUAUAUUUUUUGGUGGCAGGGAUAUUUCUGUAUGUGUAUUACGUUUCCACACACACACACAACCCUACCUUUUUAUAAUGCAUGUAUUUGUGUAUUCAGUUUCUACGCCUCACUUAUACAAAGUAUUUUUUUUUUUACUAGGGCUAAGCACACCUCAGAUAUUAUUGAGAAAAAGUGCUUUGGAACUUAGGUGAACACAGACCCUCUUCUGUGUUCAUUAAAACAGCCAUGUCUGCCAUGCCAGAAAAAUAGUGUUAAUUAAUCACCUCAAGAAUAAAAGGGAACUUUCUGUUUUUCGUAUAGGCCUCAGUUUCUUGUCUGAUUACUAAAGAGGUAGAGCUAGAACAAAAACAAAAAAUAACGGGCAUUCUCUUAAAGGUUUUGGAAGAAUUUUGGUAAGGACCAGAUGCAAUAAAGGCAGACAUUAAAGUUAUUUUUUCAUCACUGUUGUAACUGUGAAUAGUCUCUAUGCAAGACAAUCACUAAAGGAGGACUACCUGUAUUAAAAUCACAACAAAAAAUUGUGACAAACAAUAAUGGCAUCCAAAGAUUAAGAAACACUGCAAUAUUUGUCCAAUACUUUUACCUUUAAAGUUAACUUUAAUCCUUUGCAUAAGCUGUUUACAUGCUUCUUUCUUUGAGGGUGGGACUUAUUGGCCAUUGUUUCUGUGUAAGAUUUCAUAAGUAGGAACCUUAUCAGCCAAAAAGGAGCAAUCAUAUUUGACCCAUGCUAUAUUGUAUUGUUCUUGAUCCUAAUUUUCAUACCAAAAAAUAAAUAAUGCUCUCAAAAAUAUGGGAAUUAAUUUUUGUUCCUCAUUUUAAAUACUCUAAAAAUUCCAGAUAUCCAAUUCGUGAUUGUUUAUUUUCAAGUCAGAGGAGUGCUAAAGAUCCUCAUAAAUCAGACUAAAGCUUUCAUAUUGCAAUGUGAAGGGCAGUCCUCAAUU
This is a messenger RNA of Protobothrops mucrosquamatus (brown spotted pit viper), 2922 nucleotides long. RefSeq names its product neurexophilin and PC-esterase domain family member 3 (gene NXPE3). Bases 161 to 1888 code for a protein of 575 amino acids. NCBI's taxonomy places the organism in Eukaryota, Metazoa, Chordata, Lepidosauria, Squamata, Viperidae. The transcript has 6 exons. The record is from RefSeq and is a predicted model, not a curated record.